Messenger RNA from Eublepharis macularius, 3603 nucleotides. It is a transcript of the gene TTLL6, whose product is annotated as tubulin tyrosine ligase like 6. NCBI's taxonomy places the organism in Eukaryota, Metazoa, Chordata, Lepidosauria, Squamata, Eublepharidae. Gene Ontology annotation, cellular component: cilium. The record is from RefSeq and is a predicted model, not a curated record. Bases 525 to 2759 code for a protein of 744 amino acids. The transcript has 16 exons. Gene Ontology annotation, biological process: protein polyglutamylation; microtubule cytoskeleton organization. Gene Ontology annotation, molecular function: tubulin binding; tubulin-glutamic acid ligase activity.
AAUAACUCCUGAUCUAUGUUACAGUCUGUUGCAGCUUCAAUUCUGUGUUGUAGGUAGAUUGCAUACUGGAACCGUGGUUUGAUAUCAGCUAAGGCUUCAGUUUUGUUACACUGUGUUUGAUUUUUACCCUGCUUAGAGACGUCAAGAUGACAACUGCAACAACACAUUCCUUCCCUUAUAAACAGAUCUGGGAAGAACCUAAAACCCAUUCUGAGAAAUGGAAGAAGAAGACCAGGAUGAAGGUAUCAGAUGAACUUCAAACCUGCAGUUCAUUUCACAGCAAGGGGCAAGAGCUAGAAGAGCUGGGUGAGAAGGAUGUAUCUGAGCUAGAUUUUUUUCCCAGCGGGCUGGAAAGAGAAGAGAGUGCGCUGGACACCACCGACCAAGAAACCCUCAUGUGUGAAGAGGAGGGGAGGAAAAGUUCAUGUUCCAGCAUCACUGGAAAGAAAAAGAAGAGGAAGAAGAGAUGACCAGUGAUAAAUCUGACCAACUGUAAAUAUGAAAGCGUACGGCGAGCUGCUAAGAUGUGUGGCCUCCGGGAAGCAAAUGAGAUGGAUGACUGGACCUUGUAUUGGACAGAUUAUUCAGUCUCACUGGAUCGAGUGCUGGAAAUGAAAAGUUAUCAGAAAAUAAACCAUUUCCCUGGGAUGUCUGAAAUCUGUAGGAAGGAUCUUCUGGCCAGGAACAUGGGCAGGAUGUUAAAACUUUUCCCCAAGGAGUUUAACUUCUUUCCUAGGACCUGGUGUCUUCCUGCUGAUUAUGGAGAAUUACAGGCUUACAGCAGAUCAAAAAAACAUAAGACCUUCAUCUGUAAGCCGGACUCUGGCUGUCAAGGCAGAGGCAUCUAUGUCACAAGAUCUGUGAAAGAUAUCAAACCAGAAGAAGAUAUGAUCUGCCAGCUAUAUAUCUCAAAGCCUUUUAUUAUUGAUGGAUUCAAGUUUGAUCUGAGAGUUUAUGUGCUGGUUACAUCGUGUGAUCCACUGCGGGUAUAUAUUUAUAAAGAAGGCCUUGCACGUUUUGCAACAUCCACUUACUCAGACCCAUCAAUCAGCAACUUGGACAACGUCUGCAUGCACCUGACUAAUUAUUCAAUUAACAAGCACAGCGCUAAUUUUGUACGAGACGAAGAUUCUGGUAGCAAGAGGAAGCUAUCUACCUUUAAUAAGCACAUGGUGGAAAAUGGCUAUGAAACAGAAUCAAUAUGGAAGGACAUUGAAGAGGUGGUGGUUAAAACCCUGUUAUCAGCCUAUCCUGUCAUCAAGCAUAACUAUCUCACCUGUUUCCCCAACCACACCAUGGGAAGUGCUUGCUUUGAGAUUUUGGGUUUUGAUAUUUUACUGGAUCGCAAACUCAAACCAUGGUUGCUUGAGGUGAACCAUUCUCCGAGCUUCUGUACCGAUUCAUGCCUUGAUAAAGAAGUGAAAGACCAACUCCUGCACGACACACUGGUUCUGAUAAACUUAGGAGCUUGCGAUAAGCGGAAAGUCCUGGAAGAGGAGAGGCGACGAGGAAAAGAGAGACUUCUCAAGCAGUGCCGUAAUCGAGAGUCGAGGGUCAUGGAAUACAAGAAUUGCCAAGCAGCUUGGCUCAAGCAAGCGGAGAAAUAUGAGGAAAAACACAUUGGAGGCUACCGCCGAAUUUACCCUGCUUCUGAUUCAGACAAAUAUAACAAAUUUUUCCAACACCACAAUUCGCUCUUCCAAGAAACAGCAGCUUCCAGAGCACGUGAAGAGUAUGCCAGGCAGCAACUUCAAGAGCUACGUCUCAAGCAGGAACAAAAAAACCCUUUAUCAAGAGAAAAGAAAAUGGAACUCCAGGGAGAGUCUGGUGGAGAAAAGAUAAAGGUUUACAGGCAAAAGAUGGUAUCCAGAACAACUGUGACACAAACCUGUGCUCAGCCUCAGGAUUGUUCAGAAUCUGAGCCUGGGACUGCUAUUCUGCUUCGAAAUUUCUCGUACAACCAGGAACCCAAGAAGGAAGCAGUUUCUGUUGGUCCAAAUCUCUUCCAUCCAGAGACCCCUGGGUCAGACAGCUGUCCAGAAACACUUGAGAAACAUCCUGUGAGGCCUUAUAGCUCCGUGCCUGACCUUACGAGACAGAACUCAACCUUCACCACUGAGCAAUGUAACUCCAACCCAGAACUGGGAGAUACCAUCAGCAGUCACCGAUCUGCAACAGAUCUCCAACCACCAGAAGAAUUUCCCAAAAUAUUUGCUAAAGAAAGCCCAAAUCCUCCCAAGCAGCUUCCGGAAAUGUUGCAACCUCGUGCAGUGAGUGCAGCAGCAAUCGGACGGUCUUUCUGUAACGCUGUGACAGUUAAAAAGGCUCAGCUUUUCAGAAGUGAGCAAGCCCAGCUGCAUGUUAGACAAACCUCAGCCUCCCCACGCUCAUCCAUCCAGAGGUUAAAAAUGAAUUUCUCAGAGAACAAAAGUGAAAAAAGAACCAUCUUGGUCUCAGAAUUCUUCAGGAAGGUGAAUUUUACACCACUGGAAAAACCUCCCAGACUUUUCCUGCAACACCAGCCUGGUCACCUUACAACCAGAGCACAAAGCGCCCUCCUCCCAAGAGAAAUCCAUCUGAGCAGCAGGAAUGCAUCAUACAGAAAGCAGGCAAAGUGCCACACUGUCCACUUAAAUAUGCAAAAGCCGACCUUUCAGCAGCACAGCUUGCAAGACCUGUUGGUGAUCUCACAGAUGAAUCAGCAGUCCAAGAAAACAAAUAAGCCAAUGUUGGGAGAUAUCUCAGGGGCCAGGGUCUGAGUGAAUCUUUUGCAAACAACUAAAGAUGGCUCUGGGACCCAAAAUGUGCUCUUUUAAUUGGAAAUCCAUUGGCGUUUUCAACUUAUCUUUUCUAAAUAUACUCUUGUGUAAAGGAGCUUCCAUGCAGCGAAUGAAAUUUGACAGGUAAAAGAUGUUGGGUCUUCUUAGAACAAGUGGGUCUUGAGAUAAGGGAAGGCCUGGUUGGUGCUGGUGCUGCUUUGCAAUCUGAAAAAUCCUCUUCUGACAAUUUCCAUGAAGGUGAGUGCUGUGUUAAGCCAAUUUCAGAUACUAGAAAGUUAAGCCUUCUGUGUGACUUCCAGUCAUAACCUCCUCAAGUCCCACAUCACCUGCAAUCUUGUACUGUACGUUGAAAGCUGAAUCCCAGUGGCCAAACCAGACAUGAUUUGAAGGUGCCUGAUUCUUGCUCCUGAAAACAGCCUACAUUGCAAGAAGAAAAGUUCAGGGGAAUGGUCUGUAACCUUCUUCAGCUCUUUGUCCACAUAUACCUAGCUUUGGAGAAAAUAUAUGUCAAAUCCCUGUGUUUCCUUCACCCUCCUAGAGAAGAAGAGUUUUUGCAGGACUCAUUUUGAGAAGUCGAACAGCUAGAGGGAACAGGUUUAAGUAGCUCUUCUUUCCAAUGUUCUUCUAUUUCCCCUUGCAGCUGCUGAGACUUUCAUAAACAAUACUCCCCUUCAGGAAUAAAACAGGGGGAUGAAGAUUUUUUUAGUAAACCACGAGAGUAAUUGCAAUGAACUGACAGAAUCUUAAUAAAGAUGGGAAAGAUUCAAGUACAGAGGGCUUGGGCUUUCCCUACUGGAAUAAAACUAUCCUGUACAUCUUUGGA